Microthlaspi erraticum is the source of this 1950-nucleotide messenger RNA. NCBI's taxonomy places the organism in Eukaryota, Viridiplantae, Streptophyta, Magnoliopsida, Brassicales, Brassicaceae. The record is from the annotation of a GenBank genome assembly.
AUGGUCGGACUAUCCAUUGAGAAAACCGGGUCGACCCGGUUCAUAGUCUUCAUCAUCAUCAUCCUCAAUCUUUCCUUUUAUAGUUUAUCGAUUAACGUAAGAUCCAACGAACACGCGAGCUUUCCUCCAAGAGGAUGGAAUUCGUACGAUUCCUUUUGCUGGACUAUCUCUGAAGCUGAGUUCUUGCAGAGCGCAGAAAUCAUUUCAAAGCGUCUUCUUCCUCAUGGAUACCAGUAUGUUGUGGUGGAUUACCUUUGGUAUAGAAAGAAAGUAGAAGGAGCUUUCGUGGACUCUCUUGGGUACGAUGUGAUUGAUGAAUGGGGGAGGAUGCAUCCUGAUCCAGCAAGAUGGCCAUCGUCUAAAGGAGGCAAAGGUUUCACUGAAGUUGCAGAGAAAGUUCAUAGAAUGGGUUUGAAGUUUGGGAUUCAUGUCAUGGGUGGGAUAAGCACACAGGCUUACAACGCAAAUACUCUCGUUAUGGAUAGUGUUAAGGGAGGUGCUUAUGAAGAAUCUGGUAGACAGUGGCGAGCGAAAGAUAUUGGGAUGAAAGAGAAGGCUUGUGUGUGGAUGUCACAUGGGUUCAUGAGUGUGAACACAAAGCUUGGUGCAGGAAAAGCCUUCUUGAGGUCUCUUUAUCGACAAUAUGCUGAAUGGGGUGUAGAUUUCAUAAAGCAUGACUGCGUAUUUGGGACUGACUUCAACCUAGAGGAGAUAACUCUUGUGUCAGAGGUUCUGAAGGAGCUUGAUCGGCCUGUUUUGUACUCAAUAUCUCCAGGGACGAGUGUGACACCUGCAUUGGCUAAAGAAGUUAGUCAAUUGGUUAACAUGUACAGAAUCACAGGUGAUGACUGGGACACAUGGAAAGACGUCGUUUCACAUUUCGAUAUCUCGAGGGAUUUGUCUGCUUCUAGUAUGAUUGGUGCACAAGGGUUACAAGGAAAAUCAUGGCCUGACCUAGAUAUGUUACCUCUUGGAUGGCUUACUGAUCAAGGUACGAACUUUGGACCUCAUCGAGCGUGUAAUCUUAAUAUAGAAGAACAGAAGUCACAGAUGACAUUGUGGUCUAUUGCAAAGUCCCCUCUCAUGUUUGGAGGUGAUGUGAGAAAGCUCGAUGACGCUACUUAUAAUCUCAUCACAAAUCCUACACUUCUGGAAAUAAACUCUUUUAGCUCUAAUAACAAGGAGUUUCCUUACAUCACUGCAACAAGAGUAUCUAGGAAUAAGCGCAAAGGCCGUCCUCAUCAUCCAAAGGGGAACAACAUUUCGACUAAACAUGCUUUUGGUCUCACUAGCUGCAAAGAACCGAAAGCCAACACUUGGUCUCUUGUAGACAAGAACCGUGGGCAAAUCUGUUGGAACCAAUACUCUAGCCAAAAACCAGAGAAGCCCUUUUGCUUAUACAACAGAAAAGCUCUUCUUGCUACCGGUGAGGAGAUAAAACACAACCAGCUUUAUCAAGGCAAGCUUCAUUUGCAAACAGAUGAUAAAGCAGAGUCUUGUUUAGGAGCUUCCUCCAAGCAAAAGCUCACUUCGAAAGAUUUUAGUCGAGGUUCUUUAUCACCUUGCAAACCAGAUGCAAACCAGAUGUGGGAGCUCCACAGUAAUGGAACACUAGAAAACAGUUACUCCGGUCUCUGCGCAGUGUUAAACCCAGUAAAAGCUUCUGAAGCUGAAGCUAGCUCCAGUGGUGUUCGUUCUUGGAUCGCCACGGGAAGAAGAGGAGAAGUAUACGUCGCUUUUUUCAACUUAAAUCCGGUGAAGACAACGAUAUCAGCCAAGAUUUCAGAUAUUGCCAAGGCUCUUCAGUACAAGAAGAAUCUUGUAGGAGCUUCGUGUAAGAGCCACGAGUUAUGGAGCGGCAAAGAUUUCGGACCAACAAAAGAUUCAGUGUCGAUCCAAGUCGAAUCUCAUGGUCCUGCUCUGUUCGUUCUCCAUUGUACCAAUGCAUAA